Vicia villosa (hairy vetch) is the source of this 1930-nucleotide messenger RNA. RefSeq names its product beta-1,2-xylosyltransferase-like. The record is from RefSeq and is a predicted model, not a curated record. NCBI's taxonomy places the organism in Eukaryota, Viridiplantae, Streptophyta, Magnoliopsida, Fabales, Fabaceae. Gene Ontology annotation, molecular function: glycosyltransferase activity. The transcript has 3 exons. The coding region runs from base 96 to 1598 and encodes 500 amino acids.
CUUUUCCACUUCACACCUAACGACUGACUCUGUCAACACUCUCAUCACAUCACACAUAGUUACACACACAGAGAGAGAAAGAAGAGAGAGAAGCGAUGAACAAAAGGGUUCUGAUUCGGAUCCUACUGUUCCUCAUCGUCUUCAACUCCUUCUAUCUCUGUCUCUACUUCAUCCACCACAACUCUUCAAAUCCUUUCCCAAAAAAGCCACCUUUCAAACGACCCUUCAUAGAGAUACAACAAAAAACCCAUCUCUCUAAACCAUGGCCAAUUCUACCCUCUUACUUACCAUGGUCAAAAGCUUCGAUUUUUGUUCCUCCACGCUCCUGUGAAGGCUUUUUCGGAAAUGGGUUUACGCGCCGUCUUGAGGUUUUUUCCGGGGAUGGUGGAGGUGGGUGGUUUAGGUGUUGGUACAGUGAGAGUUUGAGGAGUUCGGUUUGUGAAGGCGGGAGGGUGAGGAUGGUGGUGGAGAAGAUUGAAAUGGCGAAGGGUGGGGAGAGUUUGGUUGAUGUAAUUGGGAGAAGCGAAGAGGCGGAGUUACCGGUGUUUCGAGACGGCGCGUUUGAGGUUGAUGGGGGUGAAGGGUUUGGAGGUGAAGGGAAAUUGAUUGUUGAUGGGGAGUUUCUGGAUCGGUAUGUUCCGGAAGGGGAGAUUGUGAGACAUACUAUGAGGGAUUUGAUUAGCAAGAUUCGGGUUGUUGGAAGGAAAGAAUUUGCUUGUGAUCAGUGGAUUGAGGAACCGACACUUCUGGUGACACGCUUUGAAUAUGCAAAUCUUUUUCACACUAUUACAGACUGGUACAGUGCAUAUGUUUCUUCUAGAGUUACCGGCUUGCCUAAUCGACCUCAUUUGAUCUUUGUCGAUGGACACUGUACGGCUCAACUUGAAGAGACAUGGAAAGCGUUAUUCUCGAGCGUCAGAUACGCUAAAAACUUCAGCGGAUCAGUUUGUUUUCGCCAUGCUAUUCUCUCGCCUUUGGGAUACGAGACUGCGCUAUUUAAAGGGCUAACGGAAGAAAUAUUUUGCGAUGGAGCUUCAGCACAAGAGCUGCGACAAAAGCCUGAUGAUCUAAAAACCGCACGUCUUUCUGAGUUUGGAGAAAUGAUAAGAGCAGCAUUUGAAUUACCUUUAAACUUAAACCAUAAACUACCAGUUUCUGGAGGACAUAAUGUCCUUUUUGUUCGUCGGGAAGAUUAUUUAGCUCAUCCACGUCACGGUGGUAAAGUUGAAUCAAGACUAACGAACGAGGCAGAGGUAUUCGAAUCUUUGAAGAGUUGGGCGUCUAAUUACAAAGGAUGUAAAAUCAACCUCGUCAACGGAUUGUUCGCGCACAUGUCUAUGAAAGAGCAGGUACGAGCUAUUCAAGAUGCAUCGGUGAUCAUUGGUGCUCACGGUGCUGGUCUUACUCACAUAGUAUCUGCAUUGCCUAAAACUGUGAUUCUAGAGAUCAUUAGCAGCCAGUUCAGGCGUCCACAUUUUGCGUACAUUGCGCGGUGGAAAGGGUUGGAGUAUCAUGCAAUUAACCUUGACGGGUCGUAUGCAAAUACCGAAACUGUAAUCAAUGCGCUGGUCAGCAUAAUGAAAAGCCUUCGAUGUUGAUUGUUUUGGAUUUCGACUUGAAACCGACGAUAUCAGAGCUCGAGUAGUUGAAUGGUCAACGAUCUUUAACCUUCUUAUAGCUAAAGCCGGAUUAAUUUGGUUAGUGAACUGAUGAAAUUGUUGGUAACUUGUUGAAAAAGAAAUCAUAUCAUGUCCAUGUUCAACUGAAAAUUGCAGAAUUCAGUGUCAUUGUGAUAUAUGUAGCAUAUUGAUGAGGGAUGUUGAAGCUACAUUUUGUAUACAGAUGAGGGGUCCAAAUUUUAUGUGUUGUAAAUUGAUUUUUUAAAUGUAGAAUUUGUAAUUUUGUGUAAUGUUUAGAGUUAGAUAGAUUA